Belonocnema kinseyi is the source of this 481-nucleotide messenger RNA. RefSeq names its product general transcription factor IIH subunit 5 (gene Tfb5). The coding region runs from base 227 to 448 and encodes 73 amino acids. The record is from RefSeq and is a predicted model, not a curated record. Gene Ontology annotation, biological process: transcription by RNA polymerase II; nucleotide-excision repair, preincision complex assembly; nucleotide-excision repair. The transcript is spliced from 2 exons. Gene Ontology annotation, cellular component: transcription factor TFIIH core complex; transcription factor TFIIH holo complex. Lineage: Eukaryota; Metazoa; Arthropoda; Insecta; Hymenoptera; Cynipidae.
CAGGAGCGUCGGCGGAUCAAAGAGACUGUUGGUCUAGACUUUAUAUGUCUAUGCCGAAACGUCGGAAACACGAAGAAAAAAACAAAAAAAAACAUAUAUAAAUAACCAAAUUAAACAUAACCUCAAAAAACUGCAUGAAAGGUGGAAUGUCAAUAUUUGUUCUAAAGUAAAAAAGUUUCUUCCACAAAGGAAGGAAUAAAGUGAUACAAGAUAUUUGGAAAACGUCAUGGUUAAUAUUACAAAAGGAAUUUUAGUUCAAUGUGAUGAAGCUAUGAAACAAUUGAUCUUGGAUCUGGACGAGAAACAGACUUUGGGCCAAAAAUUUAUUAUUCAAGAUUUGGACGAGAGACACUUAUUCAUUUCUGCCGAAAUUCUGGAAGCUUUGAGAGGAAAAAUUGAAGAUCUUGGUGGCGAAAUUUCAGUUCCAACGGGAGAGAAGACUAAUUAAAUUUUGCAUUCGAAAAGAUUAAAAAGAUUUUGU